Messenger RNA from Suillus plorans, 2460 nucleotides. RefSeq names its product P-loop containing nucleoside triphosphate hydrolase protein. Gene Ontology annotation, molecular function: ATP hydrolysis activity; ATP binding. The record is from RefSeq and is a predicted model, not a curated record. Bases 1 to 2460 code for a protein of 819 amino acids. Gene Ontology annotation, cellular component: cytoplasm. The transcript is spliced from 12 exons. Lineage: Eukaryota; Fungi; Basidiomycota; Agaricomycetes; Boletales; Suillaceae.
AUGCGCCAAAAUACGUCUGCAUCCAUGUCGAUGCCUAAGUUGACAGUUCGGUGCAGUGCGCCUGCUGCCAUUGGAACGGGGGUACGCGCGAUCCGGCGUGUUGUGGUGCACGCAAGUAUUUUGAAAGCUUCACAAUUGUGCUCUGGUGAUGUGGUCGCCUUAUCAGGGACAGAUGGCAAAAUCACCAAGAAGGAUUUUGCAAUCGGGACAUUGUGGCCGUCUCUAGAUAUUCCGCAAGAUGUCAUUCUGAUAUCGUCCUCGCUUUUUCUUACGGCACGGCUCAAGGAAGGCGCAACGGUACAAGUAUUUGACGUGUCCGAUCAAGGCGCUGGAAGACCCCCUCUCGGCUCACCAACUAUGCGAGAUGUUCAAGAAGCUGGCACCAUCUGUCUGAGAGAAAUUUCCAUAAGAACACGGACUAUGCAAAAUAUGGCCGAUUCACAGGGCAAAGGAAAGCGUAGAGAUUGGCUCACUCUACUACUGCGAGAAUACCUUAGUACGUCAGUUUUAGGUGGCCGCCGUUCUGUCAAUGCGUGGAAUUUCUUUAUAGUCAGUCUCAAAUAUAUUCUUUCCACUCAGAUUAUCGAAGUCCCAUAUCAGGGCGAAAUUCGAACAUUCUCUAUUGAUUCUGUGUCAGCCCAUCACUCGGCAUCAGUUGGUUCCGUGAAUACCAUAACACGCGACCUUAACUCGUUUGCAAUUCAGAUCAAGCCAUCACUUUGGACGGCAGGGUGGGAUACUAUUGUUUCCGUACUAGAAGAUGCGGCCGACCAUGACGUCAGCCUCACGCAAAAGUCUGACAUCGAAACAUUGCCUCACACAUCAAUUUCUGAUGCAUACACCGCUGUCGGAGGACUUGACAAGACAAUCACGCAGAUACGGGAUCUUCUCGAGAUACCGCUCACUAGACCAGAGCUCUUUGGGUAUUUCGGUCUCAAACCGCCCCGGGGAAUAUUAUUACAUGGUCCGCCUGGUACAGGCAAGACACACCUUGCACGUGCUAUUGCAUCAUCCACCAACUCAUCGGUGCUUGUCAUCAAUGGACCUGAGCUUUCUUCAGCCUAUCACGGAGAAACAGAGUCAAAACUCCGGGAUGUAUUCAAGGAAGCUCGAGCUAAGAGCCCAUGUAUCGUCAUUUUGGACGAGGUUGAUGCUCUUGUUCCGAGAAGGGAGGAGGGCGCAGGUGGCGAGGUUGAAAAACGGGUGGUGGCGACACUUUUGACGAUUCUAGAUGGUAUUGACAAUGCGAGCACGACAUUUGAUGAUAGGGUCGUUAUAGGCAUACCGGACGCAGACGCUCGCCACUCCAUUCUGAACGUUCUCCUCUCCAAAACCCCCCAUUGUAUAACAGAUGCAGAACUCCAUUCUAUCGCGCGCCGCGCUCAUGGAUAUGUUGGUGCGGACCUCAGUGCUGUAGUUCGAGAGGCUGGAACCCUUGCCAUCAAACGAUGGAUGACACACACUCCACCGGCAUCCAAUGCUGACCCAGCAGCUACAACAAUGACCCUGAAAUUGACGCCAUCGGACCUUUCAGAAGCGCUUCCUACUGUGCGGCCGUCUGCAAUGCGCUCCCUAUUCAUUGAGACACCGCCCAUUCGGUUUGAAGAUAUAGGUGGGCAAGCCGACAUCAUACAAAAACUUCGGGAAGCAGUCGAGUGGCCAUUAUUACACCCAGAGGCUUUCCACCGACUGGGCGUCCGACCACCAAAGGGCCUGCUAUUGUACGGACCUCCAGGGUGUAGUAAAACCAUUCUGGCUCGAGCUUGUGCAACAGAAAGUGGUGUUAACUUUGUUGCUGUGAAAGGUCCCGAGCUUCUAAACAAAUAUGUUGGAGAGUCGGAAAGAGCCGUGCGAGAUAUAUUCAGUAAAGCCAGAGCUGCGUCACCGUCAAUAAUCUUUUUCGAUGAAAUUGAUGCCCUUGGAACAUCGCGCUCUUCAGAUUCAGAUACUGGAAGUGCACACGAAGGGGUUCUCACCAGCCUCUUGAAUGAAAUGGACGGUGUUCAGGAGCUUGUGGGGGUGACUAUUAUUGCAGCCACGAAUCGCCCCGACGUCAUUGCAAGUUUAUCUGCUUUGAUCAUCAUUGUUAUAUUUCUGACCAUGGAUUACCAGGACUCAGCUCUGAUGCGUCCCGGAAGACUGGAUCGCAUUCUGUACGUUGGACCUCCCGAUCACGCCGGACGUGAAGAGAUCUUGAAGAUAAGGACAAGGACGAUGAGCGUUGAAUCUGACUUAGAUCUUCAUGCAAUAGCAGCCAUGACCGACGGCUGCAGUGGCGCAGAAAUCAGCUCACUGUGCCAGGAGGCUGCUCUAUUGACUAUGCAGAAAGAUAUCAACGCCCCAUUUAUCCCCCAAAGCGCCUUUGUCGCAGCCGCAGGUGCCAUACAAAGGCAAAUCACGCCAGAUGUGAUCAAAAAAUAUCAGCAAUGGAGAAAUCAAACUGGAUCAAGAAGUGUUUGA